UGCAGGACAAAGACUGUGGAGGGCACAGUUAGGACUCUGAGACUAUGCAGGAUUAUGAUGACACCACAGCUUUUCUGGGUCAGUGGGGACGUUUCCAGCAGAUUGUCUUCUUUCUGCUCUGUGCCAGCAUCGUCCCCAAUGGAUUUGGCGCUUUCUCUGUCGUCUUCUUGACUGCUAUUCCCAGUCACCACUGCCUGGUUCCUGAGGUUAAUCUGACCCAAGACUGGCGCAAUGCUACCAUCCCAAGAGAGGUGGUGGAUGGGAAACGGGAACCGAGCAGAUGCAGCAGGUACAGACAGGAUGUGGUCAGAAAUCUCUCUGCUCAGGGAUUAAUUCCUGGCAGAGACGUCAACCUCACCGACCUGGAGCAGGAGGGCUGUGUGGACGGGUGGAUCUACAGCAAAGACAUCUACCAGUCCACCAUAGUCUCUGAGGUGAGGGUGUACACAGAUAAUCGUCCAACUGUAUGUAUACAACUUUUUCCAGUGUUUUGCUCUGGAAGGAAAUGUUUGAUUGAUUUUUUAUUGACAAAAGGAUCUAGGUUCUUUUUCUUUAUUCAUGCAUGGAUAUAUCAGUUUGACCUGGUGUGCAGUGAUCACUGGAAGCAGCCGUUCACUUCCUCACUUUACUUCCUGGGAGUUCUUGUUGGGUCGUUCUUCUCAGGGCAGCUCUCAGAUGGGUUUGGAAGAAAACCUGUUUUCUUUGCCACCAUGGCAGUCCAGACAAUUUUUACUUUUGUUCAAAUGUUUUCACCUUCAUGGACGGUGUUCUCCAUCCUCCUCUUCAUCAGUGGUUUGGGACAGAUCUCCAACUAUGUAUCUGCUUUUGUGCUGGGCAGUGAGAUCUUGACUGGCAAUGUACGGGUCCUGUUCUCAUCACUGGGUGUGUGUCUGUGUUUUGCCUUUGGCUACAUGAUGCUGCCUCUGUUUGCUUACUUUUUAAGGGACUGGAAAUCUCUCAUUUUGUGUAUCUCUCUGCCUGGACUGCUCUACAUUCCUCUCUGGUGGUUCAUCCCAGAGUCUCCUCGGUGGUUACUCUCUCAGGGAAGAGUGGAGGAGGCCGACACCAUAGUGAGAAAGGCUGCUAAGAUGAACAAAGUCGAGGCUCCACAGAUCAUCUUUAAAGAUAACAGUGUACAUGCUGAUGAGACAAAUACACAUCCUAAAGAAAACCACAAUAUCUUCAACUUGUUGAGGACAAAAAACAUCAGAAACACAACUGUCAUUCUGUGCCUGGUGUGGUUCACUCUGAGUAUUGGCUACUUUGGCCUGUCCCUGAACACAUCCAGACUUCAUGCUAACCCCUAUUUGAGCUGCUUCCUCUCAGCAGCUGUAGAGGUACCAGCAUACAUUUCCAGCUGGCUGGCACUGCGAUAUCUUCCACGACGACUGUCUGUCAUCUGUAUCUUGCUCCUUGGAGGAGUGUCGCUGUAUCUCAUUCAACUGGUGCCUGAAAGUUUACCAGAUCUGUCUGUUGCUCUGGAGAUGCUGGGUAAAUUUGGUCUUACCACCGGUACAUCCCUGAUGUUUGCCUACACAGCAGAGCUUUACCCAACAGUGCUCAGGAACACAGCGACGGGGACAUGCACUAUGGUUUCCAGAGUGGGCAGCUCCAUCGCACCUUUUUUGUUGCAACUGAGUGAAUACUUUAAGUACCUGCCUUAUAUUCUACUGGGGACUCUGGCUGUUGUGUCCGCCUUUGCUGCUCUCUUCCUGCCAGAGAGUUUUGGACGACCUCUACCUCAAACUAUUCAACAGAUGCAAAAGAGAGAAAGCAUGAAGUGUCCAUUCAUCACAAGAAGAGAACAUUCAAAACCUGCGGUGCUUUUUGAAAGUCGACUCUGAUUGUCUAAAACAUUGCUACUUACAUGAGUUAUUGCUAAAUAUUGUGCUAUUUAUUGUGUAUCAUU
Messenger RNA from Sebastes umbrosus (honeycomb rockfish), 1909 nucleotides. RefSeq names its product solute carrier family 22 member 5-like. Gene Ontology annotation, cellular component: membrane. Bases 45 to 1844 code for a protein of 599 amino acids. Gene Ontology annotation, biological process: transmembrane transport. The record is from RefSeq and is a predicted model, not a curated record. Lineage: Eukaryota; Metazoa; Chordata; Actinopteri; Perciformes; Sebastidae. Gene Ontology annotation, molecular function: transmembrane transporter activity. The transcript has 10 exons.